AUGUAUCAACCUCAAUAUAUGAAUUUUUCUUAUUUCAUUCCACCUCAGGAUGGUUGGUCUCGUAAUCGAACAGUUCAUAUUCAAGAUGAAUCAUAUACAUUACUUGAUCAGUUAGGACAAGGAAAAUUUGCAUCUGUAUGGAAAUCAAAAACACGAUCUGGUUAUUAUGCUGCAGUGAAAAUAUUUGAUUUUAAUCAUUCAAAAAAUAAUAUCAAUUCUAGUCAACGUAUGAAUUCAUUUCAAAAUGAAAUUAAAAUGAUUAAUCGAUUGAGAAAUGAAAAAGAUUCUGUCGUUACUCUACAUACAUUUGAUAUCGAUCGAGAAAGACAAAUGGGUUAUAUUGUAAUGGAAUUAGGAAAUACAAAAUUUAAAGAUCAUAUUCAAUAUUUACAGCAAACGCAUUACAAAUCACAUCAAAAUGGUUAUGAUUAUAUUUCAGCAUAUGAUCGAAAAAAUAUUUGGAUUCAAUUAGUUAAUAUUGUUUGUGCACUUCAUCGAAAUAAUAUAGUUCAUCGUGAUUUAAAACCAGCUAAUCUAGUAUUCUUUGGUUCAACGCUAAAACUUAUUGAUUUUGGUAUUGCACAAGAUGUAUCUGCACAAUAUAAUCCACACCAGCGAGGUGGUAGUCAUCCUUAUAGUGCGCCAGAAUGUUUUGUAUACUAUAUGCCUAUAACAUCAAAAGCUGAUAUCUGGUCUAUAGGUGCUAUUUUAUAUUAUUUAACAUAUGGAACAUCUCCUGUUUAUGAAAGUGCACAGCCUCCAUCAGGUUAUUCACCAACUCAAUCAAAUCUUGUGCAAGAUAUUCUAUACCAUAGUCUUCAACGAGAUCCAAAUCGGCGAGCAGAACAUCGGUGGCUUGUUGAACAUCCAUUAACGAAAAGUAAUGCAAUAUUUUAA
This is a messenger RNA of Adineta ricciae, 897 nucleotides long. NCBI's taxonomy places the organism in Eukaryota, Metazoa, Rotifera, Eurotatoria, Adinetida, Adinetidae. The record is from the annotation of a GenBank genome assembly.